CUAAUCAAUAGAUAUGAAGUAUUGAAAAAGAUUGGUUUUGGUGGUUUUGGAAGUGUUUUCAAAGUUUGUGAUUUACAGAGUGAAGAUAAAAAGAUACUUGCCUUGAAGAUUUUACCAAGAGAAGAGGGAAAUAAUGUUGAAUUUAUUCAAAUGUCCAAAUUGAAUCAUGAAAAUAUUUUACCUGUCUAUGAAAUAUUUGAAACUAAUAUUGGUAAUUUUGAAAAAUGGUGUUUUACAAUGCCAUUUUUAGAAAUGGGUGAUUUCCAAUCUUAUUUAUUGAAUUUGAAAUCUAAUUUACCAAUUAAUAGAAUUUUGAAUUAUAUGCGACAAAUGUUAUCAAGUAUUGAAUAUAUUCAUCAGAGACAAGUCUAUCACAGAGAUAUCAAACCAGAAAACUUCCUUUUAAAAUCACAAGAUCAUGUUGUUCUAUCAGAUUUUGGAUUAGCAAAGGGAGAUAUUGAAAAUGUAAUUACAAAAACAAGUAUUGUUGGUACAGAAUUGUUCCAAAGUCCAGAAUUAUUUGCUGGUGAAGUGAAAGAUGUAUCUAAAACUGAUAUCUAUGGAUUGGGAUGUGUAUUUUAUAUCAUGAUAACA
Molecule: messenger RNA, 594 nt
Organism: Naegleria gruberi
Lineage: Eukaryota; Heterolobosea; Eutetramitea; Acrasida; Naegleriidae
Exons: 1
Biological process (GO): protein phosphorylation; mitotic DNA damage checkpoint signaling
Cellular component (GO): nucleus
Molecular function (GO): protein serine/threonine kinase activity; ATP binding
Source: RefSeq, a predicted model, not a curated record